GGAGUGAGGUCCAAAAAGCCUUCCCGCAGCACAGCCGCCUUAUCGCCCGCUCCUCGGCCGCCCCCCGAGCCCAUAUAAGGGCGGCCGCCGGCGCCUCCGGGCGGGAGGGACGCGGGAGGCGACCCGAGGCAGCCGGACCAUGCUGCUGGAGGCUGCGCUGCUCCUCUCCCUGCUGGCCAGCCCGGGGGGCUGCGGGCCCGGGGGCUCCGGGGCACAAGCCCCGCUCCCGCCCGCAGCGGCCCCGGCCAAGGCGGCGCAGAGCGGCCUCUGGGAGUACGUGAGCCAGCUGACGGGGGACAAGGACAGCCUGGAGCGCGGCCAGAGCAAGCUGGGCACCGACACGAGGAGCCCCAAGGAAAGCGUUCAGGACGGGCUCGGCUACAUGGGGCACUUCCUGGAGAAGCUGUCGCCCCUGCAGAGCGCCCCGCGGCCGCGGCUCUACGGGGACUCGGCCGGGCUGCGCAGGGCCAUCCGCAGGGAGCUCGACAGCCUCCGGGGGAAGCUGUCCCCGUACGUGGACGAGGCGCACCAGCAGGUGGGAAAGCACCUGGACGAGCUCCGCACGCAGCUGCGGCCGCUCACGGAGGAGCUGCUGGACCAGGUGUCGCUGCGGGCCCGGGAGCUGCGGCGGCGCCUGGUGCCCAGCCGGGAGGUGGCGGCGCAGCUCCUGGACGGCGCCGGCGAACUGCAGCGCUUCAUGGGCCACUACAGCGACAAGAUCGCCUUGCACACGGAGCAGGUGAAGGACAUCCUGCAGCCGUACGCCGAGCGGCUGCUGACCGAGCUCCGCCGCAACGUGGACGAGCUGCACCGCGGCGUGGCCCCGCACGCCCGCGCCAGCCCCGAGCAGCUCCAGCGCCACGUGCAGGAGCUGUCGGCCAGGCUGGCCCGCAACGCGCGGGACCUGCACCAGCGCAUCCAGGGGAACCUGGAGCAGCUGCGGGCCAAGCUGAGCCGGUUCCCCGGCAGCCCCGCCGCGGCCGCGGGGCUCUCCCGGGAGGCGCUGGCCAGGGAGGUGCAGCGGCGCGUGGAGGAGUUCCGGCGGGACACGCACGCACAGAUCCAGGCCUUCACCCGGGCGCUGGACCAGGAGACGGAGGAGAUGCGGCUGAAGCUCAGCGCCCGCCCGGACCCGCCCGAGGAGCCGCUGGACGCGCCCCCGCCGCCCCUGGAGGACCUGCGCGCCCGGCUGGACGCGCUGUGGCGGGACCUGGCGCUGAGCCUGAGCGAGCGGGGCGAGGAGGACCCCGGGGAGGGCCCGGGGGAGGCGCGGGAGGGCCCCGGGGAGGGCCCGGGCGGGGCGGCGGGGCCGGGGCGGCUCCGGGGCUGAACGCGAAUAAAGGCGCCGCCAUGUUCCCUGUCACGUGAUUCGCGUCACGUGACCCCGCCCGA
Prinia subflava (tawny-flanked prinia) is the source of this 1392-nucleotide messenger RNA. It is a transcript of the gene APOA5, whose product is annotated as apolipoprotein A5. The transcript is spliced from 3 exons. Gene Ontology annotation, cellular component: chylomicron; high-density lipoprotein particle; extracellular region. The record is from RefSeq and is a predicted model, not a curated record. Lineage: Eukaryota; Metazoa; Chordata; Aves; Passeriformes; Cisticolidae. Gene Ontology annotation, molecular function: phospholipid binding; phosphatidylcholine-sterol O-acyltransferase activator activity. Bases 140 to 1330 code for a protein of 396 amino acids. Gene Ontology annotation, biological process: triglyceride homeostasis; phospholipid efflux; very-low-density lipoprotein particle remodeling.